This is a messenger RNA of Toxoplasma gondii ME49, 291 nucleotides long. RefSeq names its product DNA-directed RNA polymerase, putative. Gene Ontology annotation, cellular component: RNA polymerase II, core complex. Gene Ontology annotation, molecular function: DNA binding. The record is from RefSeq and is a predicted model, not a curated record. The transcript has a single exon. Gene Ontology annotation, biological process: DNA-templated transcription. The coding region runs from base 1 to 291 and encodes 96 amino acids. NCBI's taxonomy places the organism in Eukaryota, Apicomplexa, Conoidasida, Eucoccidiorida, Sarcocystidae.
AUGCAGUGGCUGCUCGGAGAAGUCGAACGCCAUUUCCACCGGGCGCUGGCGCAUGCAGGCGAGUGCGUCGGCGCCAUUGCAGCACAGUCUAUCGGAGAACCUGCGACGCAGAUGACUCUCAACACUUUCCACUUUGCCGGUGUCGGAAGCAAAAACGUGACGCUCGGUGUGCCGCGCCUCAAGGAGUUGAUCAAUGUCGCGAAGCAGGUCAAGACGCCGUCGCUUACGGUGUAUCUACAAGACGAAAUCGCGAUGGAUCAAGAACGAGCGAAAGACGUCCAGGUGCGGUGA